Abrus precatorius (Indian licorice) is the source of this 2381-nucleotide messenger RNA. RefSeq lists its product as uncharacterized. The transcript has 13 exons. The record is from RefSeq and is a predicted model, not a curated record. NCBI's taxonomy places the organism in Eukaryota, Viridiplantae, Streptophyta, Magnoliopsida, Fabales, Fabaceae. The coding region runs from base 377 to 2164 and encodes 595 amino acids. Gene Ontology annotation, biological process: positive regulation of growth.
AAGCAGUCUUCGUUCCCAUUCCAUCUCUUCACUAUCAUGCUUCGUGCCGCGAAAUUUCCUCUCCUUUCAAUUCCACUCACGCGUCUCUUUUUUAAUUUAACGUUUACUUCCUUUAAUUGUUUUUUAUUUAUGUCUUACGAAAAUUCACUAUCCUUCAUGCACCCAUCAUUCCCUUUCAGUCAAAUUCAGAGUCGUAUUUUCCCUCCUACAUCUCUUUCUUUCUCUGUUCCCUGCGACUUUUAUUCCAUCCUUGUUAUCACUUCUUCUACUCUUAGCUCCCAUUUCGGACUUUGAUACUUUGUAAAUACUCAACAGUAAAGAGUGGGAUUUGUGCAGGAGUUGAUUUUUUCUUGGGUUCAUCCCCCUUGAGAGAAUAAUGGGGUCGGUUUGCUCAGCCAAUAAGGUUAAGAAAAAUAAAAAUGCAGAGGUUGGAGAGAAGAAGUUGGGGUCUGAGGGGAAGCUUAAGAAGUUAAAGAGCAUUGUAAACCGGAUAGGAGAUUCUAAUUCUAAUUCAAGGACUACAGAUCAUGGUAAAAGGCAAAAGAAGAAAAACUCUGGAUUUUCCAGUGAAUUCAAGCUAUCCACUCCUAACACAAAAGAAGAAAAACAGAGAGGCUCCUUUCUUGGAAGAGCUGGAGAGAGGGCAGUGGAAGUUCUGGACACACUUGGUAGUAGUAUGCCAAAGUUCAGCACUAGUAAUGGGUUUGCCUCUGGCAUGGCUCCUAGAGGGAAUAAAAUAUCUAUAUUAGCAUUUGAAGUAGCUAAUACAAUAAACAAAGGAGCAAUUUUGUUUCAAUCACUGUCUGAAGAAAAUAUUCAGUUCCUCAAAAAGGAGAUUUUACAAUCAGAAGGGGUACAUCAAUUAGUUUCAUGUGAUACAAAGGAGUUAAUAGGUCUUAUUGAGGUUGACAAAAGGCAAGAUUUUAAUGUCUUUACCCGGGAAGUAGCUAGAUUUGGAAAUACAUGCAAGGACCCUCAGUGGCAUAACCUUGAUCGAUAUUUCUCAAGAUUAGAUUUUGAUAUCUUGGGCAACAAACAACCAAGGGUAGAGGCAGAAAUAAUAGUGCAGGAGUUGACCACACUAUCUCAGAAUACUGCUGAAUUAUAUCACGAGUUGAAUUCAUUAGACCGCUUCGACCAAGAUUAUCAACAAAAAGUUAAGGAAAUGGAAUCCUUAAAUCUUCCCCUCAACGGGGACAGUCUCACAGCUUUUGAAAGUGAGAUAAAGCAUCAAAGAAGGCUUGUGAGGAGCUUGAAAAAGAAGUCUCUUUGGUCCAGAAAUUUGGAGGAGAUAGUUGAAAAGCUUGUUGAUAUCGUUACCUAUAUACAUCAAGCAAUUUUGGAGUUCCUUGGAAACUAUGGAACAACCGUUCUCAAGCAUAGUAGGGGUUCUCAAAGACUGGGUGAAGCUGGUCUUGCACUGCACUAUGCUAACAUUAUCAAUCAGAUAAACAUGAUUGCAUCUCGCCCAACCGUUCUUCCUCCAAAUGUGAGGGACACAUUGUAUCACGGGUUGCCUAAUAAUAUUAAGAAUGCACUUCCUUCACGGUUGCAAAACGUUGAUGUCACAAGAGAGCUCUCCAUCACAGAGGUCAAAGCUGAAAUGGAUAAGAUACUCCGGUGGCUCACCCCACUAGCCACAAAUACGACCAAAGCAAAUCAAGGUUUUGGAUGGGUUGGAGAAUGGGCAAAUACAAGUAAUGAAUAUGGUGAAAACAUGGCCAAAGAGAGUAACCUGAUACGUCUCCAAACACUUUAUUAUGCUGACAAGCAAAAAAUAGACUUUCACAUUAUUGAAUUGUUAACUUGGCUUCACCAUUUGGUUAACUUUGUAAGAUAUAGGCAUAAUGCCAAGAGGCCAAUGCCUACAAGAACUUCUCCUAAGCGACUUGAUUGUCAGUCAAAGAUGCUGCAAUUUAUAUCCUUAGACCGAAUUAGCAAGCCAUUAGGAACUCAACUUUCUCCAGAGGAUAAGAGAUUAUUGGAGGAGGUAACUAUAAAGAGGAGUAGUCCGGGAGUUAGUAAGAGCGAGGAUCUCGCCGUGACCAAGAAAAAAGGAGCCAGAAUUUGGCCCUAUAGCAAGAGUGUAGGGGGUUCACCUGUUACAACAAAGGGUUGGGAGCACCCAAACUCAAAUGUUUUGGAUACUAUGGAUGGACUAUAAGAAACUUACAUUUUGUUUAUUUACCUUCCAAUGUUAACAUUUCAUUUUAUUUUAUUUUAUUUUUACUAUUAUUAGUUUAAACUAAGGCCUCGUCUUUUGAUUUUCAAGUUAAAUUUUUUGUAUAAGAAAGAAAGAUAGAAGAAAAUAACUUUCAUUUCUUCGGGUGAUAUUUUCGUAUGACAUUGAUGAAUUCAAACUGUUUAUUAUUGGAAGUCUU